Messenger RNA from Microthlaspi erraticum, 420 nucleotides. The record is from the annotation of a GenBank genome assembly. NCBI's taxonomy places the organism in Eukaryota, Viridiplantae, Streptophyta, Magnoliopsida, Brassicales, Brassicaceae.
AUGGAGGUGAAGAAAGAUGAGAACAGUACUUUAUUAGAAGACCCGAAACAAGAGAUUAGUCAGAACAUAAAAGAAGAAGAACAAGAAGGAGAGAUUCUAAAGAAGAGAAUCUCAAGCCACCCUUUGUACGGGCUUCUUCUUCACUCACAUCUCAAUUGUUUAAAGGUGUGUUCCGGUGACUUUGACUCUCCGGAGAUGAUGAACACGGCGGAUGAUCUUUCACUAAGCAAACUCUCUCUCCACUCUGAUUCUUCCCCCGAAGCUAGCUCUUCAGAACUUGAUCAGUUCAUGGAAGCGUAUUGCUCGGCUCUACGGGAGCUGAAGGAAGCCAUGGAGAAGCCUCUUAUCGAAACGCACCGUUUUAUGGAUGCUGUCUACACUCAGCUAAACGACAUCGUUCUGUCACCUUCGUCACCUUAA